Molecule: messenger RNA, 5259 nt
Organism: Aphidius gifuensis
Lineage: Eukaryota; Metazoa; Arthropoda; Insecta; Hymenoptera; Braconidae
Gene: pyd
Product: tight junction protein ZO-1
Exons: 13
Coding region: 318-4982 (1554 amino acids)
Biological process (GO): cell-cell adhesion; regulation of apoptotic process; protein localization to cell-cell junction
Cellular component (GO): bicellular tight junction; plasma membrane
Molecular function (GO): cell adhesion molecule binding
Source: RefSeq, a predicted model, not a curated record
AUAUAUUAUAACCACAAAAUGAAAAAGUAAUAAAUUGGCAAAGACGUGUAGUGGGAAAUAUUGUGCGUUGAAUAAAAACAGAUAUCAAGUUGUUGUGCGUGAUAGACAGGGAUACUAAAGAAGAAGAACAAUAAUAAUAAAUUUAAAAAAAAAAAGAUAUAUGUAUAUGUAUAUAUAAAUAUCACAUACAUAUAAACGCAACUGCAACAUCAACAAUAUAUAUAUACAUAUAUUGAGUGGAAACACCUGUUGCUUGGUUGCGGGCUUUUUGAGUUAAAAAGAGUUUCUAUUAAAACGGCAAUAGUAGACAAGUGAGCAUGGCCGGCUCCUCGGAAGUUAGGACACUUUUAUCACGUCAUAAAGUAUCCUUACUUUGUGAAUUAAAUAGAACUGAUUUACUUAAUGUUUUGGUUAAACGUGGUGUUAUUACUGAAAUUGACAAGGACGCUGUAGCUGGAAAUGUUGAUCGUUCAACUGAUUCAGAUGUUGAUCUUUUUAUUGACAUUAUUGGUGCCAAGGGCUUUGAUGCAUUUCGGGAAUUUUGCUUUGCUUUAGAUAAAUAUUGUCCAGAUUUAUUGACUGAUUUACUUGUUAAUCAACAAAAUACUGCCGGUGGUGAAAAUCAGCAGCAUGACGAAAAUGAUGAGGAGGAAGCUAAACUUGAACAAAAAUUAAAAAAACAAGAAGCUGUUGAUAAGGAAGAUGAAUUGAGUGUUAUCAAUAAUACUGGACAACAAAAAAAUUGUAAUAAUGAAGAACAAAUAAUAACAAAUGUUAUCAAUGCCAGCAGAGAAUCUAUUGAUUGCAUUAAAGAAUGUCCUGAAGUAAAUGAUACGAGGAGGUUGAGUAGUUAUCCAGAUCAACAAAAUGGAUCAGUGUCAUCAAUUAAUUUGGAUAAUUCAACUCAACAAAAUCAUCAUCGUGCAUCAUGUGUAUUUCAAAAUAUUCAAAAUGGUAAUUUACCAAAUGGUGAACAGAUACUUGAAGUUUUGGAUGAACCGGUUGAUGAACCCGUUGGUGAUAGAGGAUGGGAAGUUCAUCAUGUAACAGUAACACGAGUACCUGGUUAUGGUUUUGGUAUUGCUGUAUCUGGUGGUCGUGAUAAUCCACAUUUUACAAAUGGUGAUACAGCAAUAGCAAUAUCAGAUGUAUUAAAAGCUGGACCAGCUGAGGGUAAAUUACAAGUUAAUGAUCGUAUUAUAUCAGCAAAUGGAGUAUCACUUGAAGGAGCUAUUUAUGGUGCUGCUGUACAAGUAUUACGUGAUUGUGGUGGUACAGUAUUACUUGUUGUUAAAAGAAGAUCACAAAAUAUACAAAAUAUAAUACCACAAUGUCAUCGUUUAACAUUAACAAGAAAUAAUAAAAAAGAUGAUUUUGGUAUUAUACUUGGUUGUCGUUUAUUUGUAAAAGAAGUUACACGUGAAGGUACUGGUGCUAAACCAGGUGAUAUUGUAACAUGUAUUGGUGGUAUUGCUGUUGAUAAUAUGAGUGUUAAAGAAGCUAGAAAAAUGAUGGAUCAAUGUAAAGAUCGUUUAUCAAUUGUUGUUACAAGAGAUACACCAGUUAAUGCAAAUUUAACAACAGGUAAAACUGAUAAUGGUGAAUAUUUAUCUGGUGCAAGUUAUAGUAGUCAAAAUCUUUAUGUUCCACCACCAACAAGACAAACAAUUGAUGAUAAAAGUAAUUUAGCACCAAGAGGAAGAUCUAGAGGUCCACUUAUGGAUGUUUCAUUGAGUCAACUUGAUUUACCAGCAACACCAACAGUUGAUCCACCAAGACCACCACCACCAAGACCAGAAGAUUAUUAUAGUUCAAGACGGCAGCUGUAUGAUGAAGAUCCACUUUCACAAAGAUCCAAACAACCAAUGCCAGAUCCACGUUUUAUAACAUUUCAAAAAGAAGGUUCAACUGGUGUACGUUUAGCUGGUGGUAAUGAAACUGGUGUAUUUGUAACAGCUGUACAACCAGGAAGUCCAGCAUCAUUACAAGGACUUCAACCAGGUGAUAAAAUACUUAAAGUAAAUGAUAUGGAUAUGAAAAAUGUAACACGUGAAGAAGCAGUAUUAUUUUUAUUGAGUCUUGAAGAACAAAUUGAUCUUAUUGUUCAACAUCGUAGACAUGAAUAUGAACAAAUAAUAACAACUGAACGUGGUGAUUCAUUUCAUAUUAAAACACAUUUUCAUUAUGAACAACCAGAUAAAAAUGAAAUGAGUUUUAGAAGUGGUGAUGUAUUUCAUGUUAUUGAUACAUUAUAUAAUGGUGUUGUUGGUUCAUGGCAAGUAUUUAAAAUUGGUGGAAAUAAUCAAGAAGUACAAAAAGGUAUUAUUCCAAAUAAAGCAAGAGCUGAAGAAUUAGCAACAGCACAAUUUAAUGCAACUAAAAAAGAAUUAAGUGCAAGUGAGAGUCGUGGUAGUUUUUUUCGUAGAAGAAGAGGUAGUCAUAGACGUUCAAAAUCACUUGGACGUGAUCAUUGGGAUGAUGUUGUAUUUUCUGAUAGUGUUAGUAAAUUUCCAGCAUAUGAAAGAGUUGUUUUACGUCAUCCUGGUUUUAUUAGACCAAUUGUAUUAUUUGGACCAAUUGCUGAUAUUGCAAGAGAAAAUUUAUUAAAAGAUUUUCAAGAUAAAUUUACAUCACCACAAAUGGAAAAUCAAAUUGAUGAAAGUGGUAAAAGCACAAAAUCAUCUGGUAUAAUACGUUUAAGUGCAAUUAGAGAAGUUAUGGAUAGAGGAAAACAUGCAUUACUUGAUAUAACACCAAAUGCAGUUGAUAGACUUAAUUAUGCUCAAUUUUAUCCAAUUGUUAUAUUUUUAAAAGCAGAAUCAAAGCAAGUUAUCAAAGAAAUGAGAGCUGGAAUACCAAAGUCAGCACAUAAGAGUAGUAAAAAAUUGUUGGAACAAUGUCAGAAGCUCGACAAAAUAUGGGGUCAUGUAUUUAGUGCUGUUAUUAAAUUAACAACACCCGACACUUGGUACAAAAAAUUACGUGAAUUAAUAGACUAUCAACAACAGAGUCUUUUAUGGAUGAGUCAAACCAAGCCGGAAGAGGCUUUGUCGGAUGAUUUCCUGUUCCCGAUGACAUCACGCCUGUCCUACGCAUCCUCCCCAGAGAGUGAUUUGGAAUUGAAUUCCGCACCUCCUUUAUCUGGUGCCUUGGGACAACCAUCAAGAUUAAAAAGUAGCUCAGAUCCAAGUAUUGCAACUCAAGAUGAUACAACAGCUCCACCACCAUACACAUCAAGCUAUCAGGCAUUUGAACAACAACAGCAACAGCAACAACAGCAGCAGCAACAACUUCAACAACAUCAGCAACAACAACAACAACAACAACAACAACAACAGCAACAACAAAAACAAAUUCAAACAAUACCCGGUGAUAGUAAAUAUGGUUUUUCAACAUCAUCAUCAGUUAAUGAUCAGCUUAAUUCAUCACAAUAUCCUGCUGGCCAUACACAAACAAGAUCACCUCAUCAAGGACCACCAGAUCUUCCACCGAGAAUUGAUCGUAAUGUUAAACCACCAAAUCAAAAUACAAAUUCAAGAGGAACAACUGGACGAUCAGCUGUUGAAAGAUUAUUUAAUAAUAAAAAUGAAUCAACAUUAGAUAUGGGAAAUUAUAGUAAUUCAACACCACACAGAACAAAUCCAUCAUCAUCAUCACUUGAACGUGCUCAACUUAAAGCUAGUAGUUAUGAUAGUAUGUCAUCAUAUGAUUCAUAUAAUACUAAUGGAAAUGCAACUUAUACUGCAACAACAAUUAAUCAAACUUCUGCUGGACGACUUGGACCAAAUGUUCCUGAUGAUUUAAAAACUGGUAAUAUACCAGCUCAAAGAUCACAUGAUCCAUAUAGAUUUACAAGAACUGGAACUCAACAAAUAUUAAAUCAACAAGAUCCACAAACACGAACUGAUUAUGCAAAGUACAGUCGAACUGGAGAUCAAAAAACAAUACCAACAACACCUGGAAAACUAGGUGGUACAUAUAAACCUGUUCCACCACCAAAACCAAAAAAUUAUCGUCCUCCACAAAAACAACAAAUAUCACAAGAUGAAAAUAAUGGAGGAAAUAUGUAUCAACAUGCAAAAAAUUAUUCUAUGAAUACAUCACAUCUUUACAAUGGCGUAGAAAAUGGAGUAAAUUCUCAACGUAAUAGUGGACAAUUUUAUUACAAUGUUCCACCACCAAAUCGUGAAGGAAAUUAUCAUAUAAAUUCAAAUCAUUCACAUAAUCAUACAUCACCAAAUCACAAUCACAGUCUUAGUCAUACACAUUCAAAUCCACCAAUAACAUCACAUUCACAUAGCAAUAGUGCUGGACAAUUGACACUUGGCCAUUCACAUAAUCGUAAUAAUGGUAUUAAUGGUCAUAGUCAUAGUAACAGUCAUGGUGGUACAACUCAUGUAUCAUCCAGUGGUGGUAGCGGCGGCGGUGGUAGUGGUGGAGGUAAUUCAAAUCACAAUAGAGAACCAAGUGGUUUAAAUCUUGCAGGAAGUCGUGAACAACGAGGAAGUGCAUUUGAAUUAUAUAGAAAACCUCCUCUACAUCAUCACAAUGUCAGGAGUACGGGUAUCACAAGGGGGGUAUUUGAUAUCAGGGGUGGUAAACUUGAGGGACCAGGUGGUGUUAGUUUAACAAUACCACCUGGUGCAGUACCUCCAAAAAUACAUCAAGAGAUCUACUUUGCAGUUACAUCACCACAUAAUAUUGAUGCACAUAAUAAUAGAAAAAAUAUUGGUCCUCGUGCUUCUUUAUCACCACCAAUGCACAAUGGUGAAUCUUUGUUGAGUCCUUUAGUUGAGUGUGGACCUCGUGGACUUGAAUUUAAGGUUCCAGUUGAAUUGCGAAUUCCUCAUAAUGCAACACCAGCUCAUAAAUUAGCUCUAAAAACAGCCGAUAUUGAUGCAAGAUCAAGCAAUGAUUGGCUUGACGUUAGACUUCCUGAACAAACAUCAGAUCAUAUACUCGUUAAACUUGAUCAUUUUUAAAAACAAUUAUUAUUCAACUAGUAAUAAUUAUAUAUACUUAUAUAUAUAUUUUUUUUUAUAUAUAAAUUUUUAAUUAAAAAAAAAAAAGGAAAAAAAAAAUGAGUACAGCUUUUAAUAACUGGAAAAAAAUAAUACAAAAAUUCUUUGUUCUCUGUGAGAACUUGUGUUAUAUUAUAUUGACAGUUAUUAAAAGAUAAUAUUAAAUUUAUCCCACGUAAACUUACGAUUAAUAUUCGGUGGCAAAAAGAGCAAAAUACCAAAUGAUAUCCCAGAUUUU